This is a messenger RNA of Metarhizium album ARSEF 1941, 720 nucleotides long. RefSeq lists its product as uncharacterized. Bases 1 to 720 code for a protein of 239 amino acids. Lineage: Eukaryota; Fungi; Ascomycota; Sordariomycetes; Hypocreales; Clavicipitaceae. The transcript has a single exon. The record is from RefSeq and is a predicted model, not a curated record.
AUGCCUACUGCAGCAGUAUCUCAGCCUCAGCUCCCCAAUCUCGCCCCAACCUACUACUCCCGCGUGCCAUCUGCUUCCAGAAAGACCAUGUCCAUCACGCAGACCUACUACCUCGCCCACAAGGCCCGGGCCAAGCUCUCCCGCGAGGCUGCCCAGCCCGACCACGACCUCCGUCUCCUCGUCGGUCACGCCAACCUGCUCGACUCCCUGAUGCUUGAACUGGCCGAUGCCGAGCGUGAGCAGGAGCGGUGGUUUAACCAGUCCGUCCGCGGCGCCAGCAGCAACAAUACCAAGGCCGGCGAGCGUCGUGUGCAGUGGGCCGAUCGCGUCGUCGAGGAAUCCGACUCUUCCGACUCCGACUCCGACUCCGACUCCGACUUUGACGAGGACGACGUUGAGAUGGCCAAUGCCGUCUCCGUCCGAGUCCCCGUCGCCGCCCAGCAGGCCCAGCUUGUCGACGAGGACGACGACCUCGAGGAGGACUACGCACAUCUCGAACUUGUCCGAACCCCUUCUCACUCCAACUCGCCACCCGAGCUCGUGGACCACGACUCUGAAUCCUCAGACGACGAGUCCAUGCCACCCUCGCCAGCCGACGCCUCGCUGCCCUACAACGAAAAGGAAGCCGCCAAGGAGGGAGAGGAAGCAAUCUUCAACGACGAGUACUACGUCCCCCAACAGCCGUCAGCAGGUCUGGUGACCGCCAUCUCGGUAUACUGA